Messenger RNA from Vitis vinifera (wine grape), 1386 nucleotides. RefSeq names its product sphingolipid delta(4)-desaturase DES1-like. The record is from RefSeq and is a predicted model, not a curated record. The transcript is spliced from 2 exons. Gene Ontology annotation, molecular function: sphingolipid delta-4 desaturase activity. Gene Ontology annotation, cellular component: membrane. NCBI's taxonomy places the organism in Eukaryota, Viridiplantae, Streptophyta, Magnoliopsida, Vitales, Vitaceae. Bases 293 to 1276 code for a protein of 327 amino acids. Gene Ontology annotation, biological process: ceramide biosynthetic process.
CAAGCUGGCAGCGCCACUUCCGCCACAAACGGCAAUCAUAUCAUGGCUCUUUCGAACGCCAAUGAGAAGGGACGCUGGACGAGGCCUCCACGCCCACGUCCACCAACGCCGUACCCAACAGGGUCCUUCCAAAUCUCCAUCACCUCUCUCUCUACAUUUCUAAUAUUGGCCAUUCCCUUUUAACCCUACAUUAUUGGUUUAGCUUCGCAGGUACUAGAAUCUGAGGCCGUAGGGAGACAAUACAAGAAAAGAGGAAGGAAAUCGAGAGAGGAAGGAAGAGGGAGGUCUGGGGAUGGGAGGGGAAGAGAGAGAGGAGGGAGUGAUGGCAAACGACUUCUUCUGGUCGUACACAGACGAGCCUCACGCCUCCCGACGCCGUCAGAUACUCUCUCAGUACCCUCAAAUCAAAGACCUCUUCGGCCCUGACCCUUUCGCUUUCCUCAAGGUUGCUGGGGUGGUUUUGCUUCAGCUGGGGACUGCUACUGUCCUCCAUGAUGCAGGCUGGCUGAAGAUAUUGACAGUGGCAUACUUCUUUGGCUCGUUUCUAAAUCAUAACCUCUUCUUAGCCAUUCAUGAGCUGAGUCACAACCUCGCCUUCUCUACUCCAGUCUACAACCGCUGGCUCGGGAUUUUUGCUAAUCUCCCAAUUGGUGUGCCCAUGUCUGUCACCUUCCAAAAGUACCACCUUGAGCACCAUCGUUAUCAGGGAGUGGAUGGCAUGGACAUGGACGUCCCCAGCCAAAUUGAAGCCCUGCUCGUGAGAAAUGCCCUAACAAAAUCAAUCUGGGUCACCUUCCAACUCUUCUUCUAUGCUCUCCGGCCUCUAUUUCUCAAUCCGAAGCCCCCUGGUGUAUGGGAGUUCUUCAAUUUGAUUGUCCAGUUGGCCCUCGAUGCUGCCAUGGUCUAUUUCUGGGGUUGGAAGUCAUUUGCUUAUUUGAUCCUUUCCACCUUCGUUGGGGGCGGGAUGCACCCAAUGGCGGGUCAUUUCAUCUCUGAACAUUAUGUCUUCAACCCUGAACAAGAGACAUACUCUUACUAUGGCCCCCUAAAUCUUCUCACAUGGAGCGUGGGAUACCACAAUGAGCACCAUGACUUCCCCAGGAUCCCAGGGAACAAGCUCUAUAGGGUGAAGGAGAUUGCACCAGAAUACUACGAGGAUUUAGAGUCGUAUAAAUCCUGGAGCCAGGUCAUCUACAUGUACAUUAUGGACUGCACAAUUGGACCCUUCAGCCGGAUGAAGAGAAAGCCAUCAACAACUUCCAAGAAAACGGAAUAGCUCUUCUCCCUUUGUUUUUUCCUCCCUUUCAGAUUUUCCCUUCUUUCUUGGUUGGUUUGCAUAUUUGAUUGUAAAAUUCUUGAGAAGAUCAUUAAAUAUUAUUUUUGUCA